This is a messenger RNA of Lingula anatina, 4682 nucleotides long. RefSeq names its product ubiquitin conjugation factor E4 B. Gene Ontology annotation, cellular component: cytoplasm; nucleus; ubiquitin ligase complex. Gene Ontology annotation, biological process: ERAD pathway; ubiquitin-dependent protein catabolic process; protein polyubiquitination. Lineage: Eukaryota; Metazoa; Brachiopoda; Lingulata; Lingulida; Lingulidae. The record is from RefSeq and is a predicted model, not a curated record. Gene Ontology annotation, molecular function: ubiquitin-ubiquitin ligase activity.
UACUUUAUAUGUGACUAUUGUUAGACUGCAGUCGAACGUUCGGGUAGUUUUACUUUUUUUUCACAAGCUUUCUGAGGGGUUUAAUUCUUUCAGCUUUUUAUUGAAAGAUGAGUGAACUCACUCCAGAUGAGAUGCGUAGAAGAAGGCUUGCGCGUCUUGGGGCAAGCCCAGCCAGCUCACCAGGGGGAGGUAGUGUCUCUCCACAGACCCCUGCCAGUCUAGGUGCUUCACCGUCACUCCGGACACAAGCAGCGUCAAGUACACAACCCUCACCAUCUGAAACACCCAUGUCAGUAGAUCAAAGUGCCUCAGAGACAUCCAACAUGGAAACAGAUGAUUCCUCAUGUGAAAAGAGUGCCCAGUCACAAGUUGAUGUUGAUUCAGGGAUAGAGACCAAUAUGGAAGUUGAUGAUGAGCCAAGAGCAGAGACAAAAAGGAAAAGAGACAUCAGCGUAUCUGAAGCCUCGGAGGAACAAACCAUAGCUGCUAUAUGCAGGCUUUUUAUAGUGUCGUGGAAGGAGAGGAGUGAGGAAACCCUUUAUUUGCCAGACUUAGCAGAAUCAUGCAGUGGAAGUGAGAAUGGGUAUGAAGACUAUCAAGAUUUGAUAAGCCAGAUAUUGAUGGAGGUCCUCACAGUCAUGAGCCAACAAAGCAAGAAUCCAAUGCUAAGUCUCAAACCCCCAAAGCUGGCAGGGUCGCCUUCCAAGUAUGGCGCUAGCCCAGGUGCUGGUGCUAUGUUGCUACAUGAAAGACCAACAAGAGAUUUCCCCAGACUCAAGUUUCAGCCUGAGGACUCUAAGGAGGUGGAGAUGCUCAAGUACCUGCUGGACUGCUUUGACAGGUGUUUAAAUGAGGAACGCCUGUCAUCAAAGCGCUCCAGAGUGCCACCUCUCAGUACGGCCAUCGAGGAAACGAGAACUCAGUGUGUCAACAUGGCAGCCUUGGUUCUGCAGGGGGUGCUCACACACCCAAGAAGCCCAGCACGGCCUUCUUUACUGCUGCCAUUUUUGCUGAACCACAAUCUGCCAGCAGGCUUCUUAGAGAUGUUGGUUAAACAGACCAGUGGCUGUCAACGGAGCUUUAAACAGGUGUUUGCGCCCAUCCUCCAAGGCCUUUACAACACCAUAAAAAGGCUAUCGUUUGAUGAAGACGACUACAGGCAGCCUAUACUGGUGCUUAGACAACUCUGUGAUAUACAAACUUUUGGAAAACAGAAGCCAGUCUGCAGCUUGAUCAUACAACUUGAUAACUGGCUGCCUGCUGGUAUGACAGAAGCAGAAGGGAUGGAGCUGCAGAAACUGGCUUUUUUGGGACCUUUCUUCGCCCUGUCAGUAUUCGCAGAAGACAAUACACAGGUUGUUGAAAAAUUGUUUGCUAACAAAGAGAUGCCGCCUGACAGUAUUCGACUUGUUCAUCAGAGACUGAGAAGUGAGAUGGACUUUGCCAGGAAUGAGCUGUUUGAAAUAGUCCACACAUUUUUAAGGAAUGUGGACACUAGAGAUUCCUGUUUGAACUUCAUCACUGCUGUAAUUCAAAGAAAUCUCAAACGAGCACAGAUCCAGGCUGAUGAGCGUCUACUCUGUGGGGAGGGAUUAAUGCUGAAUUUUCUCACUGUGCUACAGAAAUUAUCCAGACCCAUUAAACUAGAGAAGGUAGACCCCUUCUAUUUGUUCUCCCCUAACGCACGCGUCAAUAUUUCGGAAGAGGCAAGAUUAAAGUGCACCACUCAGGACUCUACACAGUGGAUUGAAGAACUGAACAAGGACACGUCGCACAUUUGGCAGGAUGCCAAGUUCCCCACGGAAUGUUAUUUCCUCACUCUUCACUCUCACCAUCUUUCCAUCCUUCCCAUAACGCGCAAAUAUCAGCGACGCCUACGAGCCAUGCGGGAUCUCACACGCAUGAUAGAAGAACUGGAAAACCACGAGCCACAAUGGAAACAUCUACCAACAGUUGCCAGUAGGAAUAGAGAAUUAUUGAAACGCUGGAAGUCUCAAGAACGGAGACUACAGCGCGGCAAGAUGUGUGCUGAUGCCGCAGUUUUCCAAGAAUCUUUGUUAGUCGGCACACUACAGUUCUUCGAGACUCUUGUGCAAUAUCUACUCAGGCUGGUUUGUCCUUCAUAUCCAAGGAUCUCCCUGCCACUUCCUCAAGAGGUUCCAAUGUUGUUUGCAGCACUGCCAGAAUACUAUGUGGAGGAUUUGGCCGACUUCUUUCUGUUUGUCAUACAAUACACGCCCCACAUUUUGGAAACUUCACUGACUCAUAUAAAAGAUCUUGCGGAUUUCUUGAUAGUGUUCAUAUCAAGUUCCCAUUAUAUCAAAAACCCAUAUUUGGUGGCAAAACUGAUCGAGGUCAUGUUUGUACUGAACCCAAACGUGCAGCCGAGAACGGAAAAGACGAGCGACAUGGUUCUGAACAACUCCCUGGCUCUGGACAACCUUUCUCCUGCCCUGAUGAAGUUUUAUACAGAUGUGGAGUCAACUGGAGCUAGCAGCGAGUUCUAUGAUAAGUUUAGCAUUCGCUAUCACAUCAGUAUCAUCUUUAAGACGUUGUGGGAAAACCCUGCACACAAAGGGAAGCUGAUUGAAGAGGCAAACUCAGGAAAGCAGUUUGUGAGGUUUGUCAACAUGCUGAUGAAUGACACCACCUUCCUCCUGGACGAGAGUCUGGAUACCCUGAAGAGCAUCCAUGAGGCACAGGAGCUGAUGGAGAACAAGGCAGAAUGGGGGAAGUUGUCUAGGGAGCAGCAGCAAAGCAAGCAACGCCAGUUAGCCCAGGAUGAGAGACAGUGCAGAUCCUACCUGACGCUCGGCUCAGAGACAGUGGAGAUGUUUUACUACCUCACUCGCCAGAUACAGAUGCCUUUCUUAGUGCCUGAAUUAGCUGACCGCUUGGCAGCCAUGUUGAACUUCAACCUCCAGCAGUUGUGUGGACCAAAGUGUAAAGAAUUGAAGGUGAAGAACCCUGACAAGUAUGGCUGGGAACCCAAGAAACUUCUGGACAGGCUGACCAGUAUUUAUCUCCACCUCAACAACUGUGAUGCAUUUGCUCAGGCUAUUGCCAAUGAUGAGAGAUCUUAUCGGAAAGAGCUAUUUGAUGAUGCUGUGGCCAGAUUAAAGAAGGCCUGUAUCAAGACUCAUACAGAAAUUGCCCAGUUUCAACAGCUGCAGAGUAAGGUGGAGAAGCUGUUGGUGGAGAAACACAAAGAGGAGACAGAUUUUGGGGAUAUUCCAGACGAUUUUAGAGAUCCGCUGAUGGACACCCUGAUGACAGACCCUGUGAUACUGCCCAGUGGGACUGUCAUGGAUAGGCCUAUUAUACAGCGCCAUCUAUUGAACUCCAGCACAGAUCCCUUCAACAGGCAGCAUUUGACAGAGGAGAUGCUGAUACCAGCAACAGAUCUGAAAAAGCGCAUCGAACAGUGGAAAAGAGAGAAAACAAAGAAGUGACUGAAGAAAAACAGAACACAACAUCUGGUUUAACAUAUCAAUUAACAAUAUAUACAGACACAUCUGUGUCUGUACAUAAAAAACAGACCCUCAAAAAAUAACACGGAUAUGGAGUAUUCCAGUCUUUCCUGGAAAAUAACUGUUAUCCCUAGUUGAACUUCUACCAUAUAUAAAAAAAACUGGUAUUUUUCUGCAAGCAAGAAUAUUUUGGAAUUCUCAACCUUUUCAAUAACAAGCUGAGGAAAGCUGAAAGUUUUACUUAUCUAUUAUGAUGCAGUUUAUAUGUAUUUAUUAUUUUGUCCUUCAAGGGAAAAUCUUUUUAGUUGCUAAAGAAGGCCAGUAUCACUCAGUUAUUAUUUGUAAUACUUAACAAACCCCCAUUUAUUCCGUCUCUUAAGUAUACAAUUCAAAGAUACGUGAAUAUUUUGAGGUAAAAAUAAAAUGCUUUUUUGUUUUCAAGUUUGGGAGGUGGGAGGGGGGUGGGUGGGUUGAAAGAAAACAUAAAAUAAAACAGUUCUCCUGUUCUCCUUUCUAGUGUUCAAGAAAUAAGGUUCCUUUUUGGUCACAUAAUCAUUUAUGUUGGAAUGAUGGUAAAGAGCAUUGGGCAGGUUAUAAGGGUGCUUAUGGUCCAGUGUUACAAUGAAGGUAUUUCUGGACUGAUUACAGAUUUUCAAAAGUUUUGAUGGUGGGACACCACAUCAUUGUCGACCUGGACGAGGCUGUGGUAGGGUAGUAAACCACAUGCCUUGCCGUAUUCAGGGGUUUUGUCCCAGGUGGUUUGUACCUAGUUUUAUUACUGAUAUUAUAGCGAUUAAAAAAGUCAAUCCCUUGGAAUGGACCAUUUGAGCGAGGGGAACACAUUAUGGCAAGUCUUUCAUUUUUGGAGUCUGAAAGAUAUGUAUUAAGAAAGUCCACUUUUUGUGCUUUUGACUUUUUGGCCAAUAUUCAGUCAUUAAUUGCACAUAGCCAAUUUGCACAUAUGAUAGGUUUCCUCCCUUUUCUGUUUCUGUACAACUUUGAUAUUCACCAAGUGAACCCACUGGUUCUCUCUGUCUAUUCAAGCAAAUACAUCUGUCCAGACUGCUUUGUACCAUGUUGUUUCUCUGGAUUAUCAGCUGGUUGUUUCACAAGUUCAAAGAGUAAGUCAAGAAUUUGUAAUAUGUAUUAUAGGAGUUUUAAAGAUGAAGCCUUUAUUCAAUGUUUCUGUGGGAAUAAAAAUAUCUCAAUUGA